UGCGCAGCAGCAGUGCAGCGAAGAUGGCGGCGGGAAGCUCGGUACCCAGCGAUCUCUACCAACAUGUGUACACGUUUCUUUUAGAGAACAAGUUCACUAAAGCCGCCAAGGAGUUUUUAAAGCAGGCAAAAGUCAAACCUCAGGACCAAAAUGAAGAAGGACUCCUUGAUGUUUUUAGUUUUUGGGUUAAUUCUCGAGGAGCAACGAAACGCAAAGCGGUCACCAAAGGUCCUGAGGUUAACGGGCCGUGUGCGAAGAAGGCAAAGCAGGACGCCGAGAGUUCCAGUGAAGAAGACUCGAGCAGUGACGAAGAGGAUGCAGCACCUGUACAGAAAACACCUCAAGCUUCAGCGCCAGUGAAGAAGGUAACACCUGCUGCAACACUGGCAAAGAAGGCAGCUGAGUCGAGCAGCAGUGAUGACUCCAGCAGUGACUCUGACGAUGAAGCCACCACCAAAGCCCCAGUAAAGGCAUCUCAGAAGGUCACGCCUGCGAAGCCUGCAGCUCCGUCCCCUGCAGCGCCAGCCAGGAAAAAGGACACCAGCUCCAGCAGUGAGGACUCUGACUCGGAGGACGAAUCGGCCAAACCUGCGGCCGCUAAAGGGGCCAAGCCCACGACUGUGACCCCUAAAGCCCCGGCUCAGAAGAAGCAAGAGAGCAGCAGCAGUGAGGAAAGCUCAAGUGACUCUGAAGACGAGGCUCCAGCGAAGGGAGCAGUAAAAGCCCCUACACCAGCAAAGGCUCCUGCUCCGGCGAAAGCAAGCAGCAGCAGUGAUGACUCCUCGGAUGAGGAAGAGAAGGCUCCGCCCAGUAAAAAGCCCAAAGCAGGUACGUAUAGUGCGGUACCUCCACCUGCAGCUCAGAGCGCCCCAGCUAAAGCGGCUAAACAGGACACAUCAGACAGCAGUGAGGACAGCAGUGAUGAGAAAGAAAAGAAAGCCCCUGCCCCUAAAAAGGCCGUGGCUCCCAAACCUGCAGCCAAGAAGAAGAAGGAGUCGUCGUCUAGUUCUGACAGCUCUGAUUCAAGCUCGGAGGAUGAAGCAGAGAAGAAACCUGCCAAAGCUACUCCAGCCAAAGCAGCUCCCGCUAAGGCCCCAGCAGGUGCCGCCAAGACUGCGGUAGCUCCUGCUAAGAAGGCAGACUCCUCAUCCUCAUCUAGCUCGGAGGAGGAUGAAGAGGAGGAGACGGCGACAAAGAAACCUUCUAAAGCAACACCAGGAAAAGCUGUCCCAGCUGCUAAGGCCACUCCUGCCAAGCAGGAUUCUUCCUCAUCGUCUAGCUCCGAGGAUUCAGAUGAUGAAGCAGAGAAAGCAAAAACUCCCGCAGCUAAAGCCACCCCUGCUAAAGCCACCCCUGGUAAAGCCACCCCUGCUAAAGCCACCCCUGCUAAAGCCACCCCUAAGGAUGCAAAGGAGUCAUCCUCUUCCAGUUCUUCAGAAUCGGAUGAUGAGGAAGCAAAACCAGCAGCUAAAGCCGUCCCAGUUAAGACUCCUCCAGUCAAGGCUGCACCUGCGAAGAAGGCAGAAUCCUCAAGCUCAGAUUCUGAUAGCUCAGAAGACGAGGCUGCCAAACCUGCAACCCAAACACCGAAAACUACACCCAAAUCUGCAACCCAAACACCGAAAACUACACCCAAACCAGCGGCCAAAUCACAAACUCCAGUUACCACCAAGACGCCAUCCAAGCCUGCAGAGAGCAGCUCGGACUCGGACAGCUCUUCUGACGAAGACGAGCCUCCUAAAAAAGCUGCUGCUGCGUCUCCCGCCGUUAAACAGCCGACCCCGGCCGCUAAACCAGCACUGACCAAAUCUCAACCAGCCGCAAGCAGCUCCGACUCGGACAGUGACAGCUCCGACUCAGAAGAUGAGACCCCAGCAGCUAAAAAGUCUAAGCCUGCAUCGUCCACACCGGGCGCCACACCUGCUGCUAAAGCUGCCACACCCACAGUGUCUAAAGCCACACCCACAGUGUCUAAAGCCACACCCACAGUGUCUAAACCCGCAGCCGAGUCUAGCAGCAGCAGCUCCGAGAGCUCCAGCGACGAGGAUGAGAAGACUAAAAAGAAACCCGUUGCGGCCGCUAAGCCUGCUGCGACUCCAACAAGCACGAAAAAGGCAGAGAGCAGCUCGGACUCGUCAGACAGCUCGGACUCGGAGGCCGAAGCUCCCAAAACCACACCGGCCAAACCUUCCGUGACCAACGGGAAAGCGGCAACUCCCAAAACUCCGGCCUCUGCAGUGAAGACGCCUGCCUCGAAGGCCGCUGAUUCGUCGUCUUCAAGUGAGGACAGUUCUGAUGAUGAGGAGACGACAAAGGCACCUGUUAAAACCACACCUGCUGCAAAAACCACACCUGCUGCUAAAGCAAAGCCGAAGCCUGAGAGCAGCUCAUCUGAGAGCUCUUCAUCUGAGGAGGAGGAGGAGGUGAAGACUCCCAAGACUGCCGCUGCUACUCCAGCGAAUGGUACAGGCGGCAAAAGAAAAAGGACUGAGGAAGACGAAGAGGAUGAAGAAGCUUCAAAGAAAACACCAAAAAACAAGAAGCCGGUUAACGUCACGCCUCAUUCUUUCCCCAAGGCCAAUCAGAAGAAUGGCAAUAAUCCUUUCCGUAGAAUAAGAGAAGAGGACGUUGAGGUAGACCCACGUCUGGCAGACAAUUCCUUCACAGCCAAGAUGGGAGCGAGUGGUGAUUGGGGGGAGAAGGCCAACGAAGUGCUGAAAUACACCAAAGGCAAAUCCUUCAGACACGAAAAGACGAAAAAGAAGCGCGGCAGCUACAGGGGAGGCGCCAUCUCUACCACCAUUAACUCCAUCAAAUUUGACAGUGACUAAGAGGCGGAGCCACAAGCCUCCCGCUUCCUUUAUAUACCUGGACUAAUUCUCUUCUCCGACAUUGCGGUGUCAUCUAAUAGGAUCUGGCCCCCCAGACUUACUGCAGUGUGUUAGUGCUGUACUCGGGUCAUUAUUAAUAAUGAGACAGUAGAGCCUUGAGCAGAGAUACAGACAUGUCAGUUGCAGUUUCCUUUCCCAGCCACUAGGUGGAGACCUCGUUUUGAUCAUAUGUCUUCUAUAUCAUACUUUUUAUUUGUACGACUUUUCUUGCGUCAGAGCCCGAGUCUCAUGAGUUUUUUUGGAGUUGUUUUUUUUAUUGUGCUAAUGAAGCGGUUAUAUUCUCUCUUGUGGACAUUAAACAAAUAAAUGAUUUCUUUUACCUCUCUGUUAGAACCCGAUAUUUGGUGUUGGAUGAUGUGAGGAUUGCUGAGUCAAGCUUAUCGACUCAAUUCUAUAUUAAUUAUCAAUCUGGAUUAUCUCGAGUGUGGUGCUUGUGUCUCAUAUGAAGCCUUGAUGAACAGCACUCGCAUUGUUCCUACUGUUGCAAUUUCAGUUUUUUUGACUCUUAUUUAACGGCUGUAACAGUUAUCUGGUUUUGUCUCAUUUGUUGAUGUACUCAUGAGUUUGUAAUUAAAACCUGACCGAAUCUUAA
Molecule: messenger RNA, 3483 nt
Organism: Clarias gariepinus (North African catfish)
Lineage: Eukaryota; Metazoa; Chordata; Actinopteri; Siluriformes; Clariidae
Gene: nolc1
Product: nucleolar and coiled-body phosphoprotein 1
Exons: 14
Coding region: 24-2831 (935 amino acids)
Cellular component (GO): nucleolus; nucleoplasm
Molecular function (GO): protein binding
Source: RefSeq, a predicted model, not a curated record